This is a messenger RNA of Coffea eugenioides, 1529 nucleotides long. Its product is annotated as histone deacetylase 14. The transcript is spliced from 9 exons. The record is from RefSeq and is a predicted model, not a curated record. Lineage: Eukaryota; Viridiplantae; Streptophyta; Magnoliopsida; Gentianales; Rubiaceae. Bases 13 to 1332 code for a protein of 439 amino acids.
GUGUGGCACCAAAUGGAGCUCCAGCCUAUCUUCUCUCCUCCUUCAUCAGUUGGGAAUGCUUGCUUCCGGAUGAGGCACCAGAUAUGCAUGUCAAUGAACCAUCACAUGUGCAAAUCUGAUGCGAGGAACAGAGUUUUCCUGAGGCUGCAAAGUGAAUAUUCCUUCAAGAUUAGUAGAGGUUCUAUUUAUUGUUCAAAUUUCUCAGAGAACAAUCCUACCACACCUUCCAUUAGUGAGACAACGGAUGCCAAAGUCAUUUAUUCUGUUGCUCCUGCCAUGGGACAUAACAAGGAAUCACAUCCUGAAUGCAAUUCUAGAGUACCUGCCAUCAUGGAUGCGCUUGAGAAGGUGGAGUUGACUUCAAAGUUUCGUGGCUCGGAAGUCAUUGAACUUCAAAGCUUAAGACCUGCUUCAGUAGAUGACAUAGCAAGUGUUCAUGCAAAAGCAUAUGUCUCUGGGCUUGAGAAGGUUAUGGAUCAGGCAUCAGAAAAGGGUUUAAUCUUCAUUGAUGGCUCUGGACCAACUUAUGCCACGCCCACAACCUUCCAGGAAUCAUUGUUGGCUGCUGGAGCUGGAACUUCCCUGGUUGAUUCAGUGGUUGCUGCAUCAAAAGUUAGCCAUAAUCCUCCUGUUGGCUUUGCUCUGAUAAGACCUCCUGGUCAUCAUGCUGUUCCAAAAGGGCCAAUGGGCUUUUGUGUGUUUGGGAAUGUUGCAAUUGCUGCUCGUUAUGCUCAGCGUGCUCAUGGAUUAAAACGUGUGUUUAUCAUUGAUUUUGAUGUACACCAUGGGAAUGGCACAAAUGAUGCUUUCUAUGAUGACCCGGAUAUAUUUUUUCUUUCAACUCACCAGGAUGGAAGCUACCCUGGCACAGGUAAAAUAGAUCAGGUUGGUCGUGGAGCUGGUGAAGGAGCAACUCUGAAUCUACCUUUACCAGGUGGCUCAGGUGAUAUUGCCAUGCGAACUGUGUUUGAUGAAGUUAUUGCACCUUGUGCUCAGAGGUUCAAGCCAGAUAUAAUCCUUGUUUCAGCAGGAUAUGAUGGGCAUGUCUUGGAUCCACUGGCUAGCCUGCAGUACACAACAGGAACAUACUACAUGCUUGCUUCCAGCAUCAAGCAACUUGCCAAAGAUUUGUGUGGUGGGCGCUGUGUCUUUUUCUUGGAAGGAGGAUAUAACCUCACAUCCCUGUCAUACUCAGUGGCUGACUCCUUCCGUGCUUUUCUUGGGGAACCAAGCUUGGCUGCUGAUUUUGAUGAUCCUGCCAUCUUAUAUGAUGAACCAUCAAAAAUGGUAAAACAGGCAAUCCAGAAAAUCAAGCACAUACAUUCCCUGUAAAAAUGUCUGGAAGGACUAAGCUUCUCGUCUUAGUGCUGUAUGUGGUACUUAAUGCUGCUCUGUGAGGGCAUCCAUUUCUUCCCUCUUAUUAGAAUCCUAGUGAUGAGAUAAAGGUUUUACUUGUUUUACUAUCAGAUAUGAUCAUUAGAUGAAGUACAAAAUACUGGUUUUAUUAACUAAUUCUUUUUGAAUUUUAC